Molecule: messenger RNA, 754 nt
Organism: Zerene cesonia (dogface butterfly)
Lineage: Eukaryota; Metazoa; Arthropoda; Insecta; Lepidoptera; Pieridae
Gene: mRpS11
Product: 28S ribosomal protein S11, mitochondrial
Exons: 4
Coding region: 122-697 (191 amino acids)
Biological process (GO): maturation of SSU-rRNA from tricistronic rRNA transcript (SSU-rRNA, 5.8S rRNA, LSU-rRNA); ribosomal small subunit assembly; translation
Cellular component (GO): mitochondrial small ribosomal subunit; ribosome
Molecular function (GO): mRNA 5'-UTR binding; small ribosomal subunit rRNA binding; structural constituent of ribosome
Source: RefSeq, a predicted model, not a curated record
CUGUGGUUCACAGCUGAUAUAAAUAUUUUUAUAGGUUAUUCUGUCUAAUUUAUAAAAACAGUUCAUUGUUACUUAAAUAAUUUUUGUUUUAUAAGUUAUUUGGAGUUUUAAUGCUCCUAAAAUGUUUAAUGUUAUAAGAAAUAGCUUACGCCUCUCAGUUGGUAGCGCCGUCCGGUCGUUUCAAACUGCGGCUCCCUUAGCUACGGAAAGAUUUGAUCACAAACGAAUUCCAGCUGAUGAUGAAGGAGUUCAAGGCGAAAAGAUCGUAGAUUUAGAUGCUGUGUUGAAACAGAAAAGGAAUUUAUUUCCUACAUUGGAAUCAGACAAUGAGUUACAUAAUGGAAUAUUAUACAAAGAUCUGCCAAUCUGCAAUAUCAGAGUGUCACAUAACAACACUAUAUUCACGAUAACUAGUGCUGAUGGCACAGUCAAACUUAUUAGGUCGUGUGGUAUGGAAGGUUUUAAAAACACGAAAAAAGGAACAAAUAUAGCUGCACAAACAACGGCUAUAGCCAUUGCCAACAGAGCUAUUGAUAAAGGAUUUAGAACCAUAAGAGUGAGAGUACAAGGGCUUGGACCGGGUAGACUGUCUGCUGUGAAAGGGUUAACAAUGGCUGGUUUAGAAGUUGUAUCUGUGACUGAUGCUACACAUGUUUCAUGGAACCCUCCAAGACCAAGAAAAGCUAGAAGACUAUAAAACAGAUUUUUUUUUUCUUAUAAAUAUCUAGGAAUAUAUUUAGUAAAUAAAAACAAA